CAUCCGCGCCUGCGCGGGCCCGACCGCACCGGGAGCGAGCGGCCGCCGCCGCGGGAGCGCGCCCGGCCCGGAGAUGCGCGGGGCGGAGGCGGAGCGGGCGGGGUCCUCCGCGCCCCCGCGGCGGGGGCCGAGGAUGAAGCGGAACGCGGAGCAGCGCGGCGUUCCCUCGCAGGCCCGCGCGGAGCCCCGUCCCUGAGCCCCGCAGGAUGAAGCUGCCCGGCGUGGGUGUGUUCGGGGCCGGCAGCACCGCCCGCCUCCUCGUCCCCCUGCUGCGAGCCGAAGGCUUCUCCGUCGAGGCUGUGUGGGGAACGACGGAAGAAGAAGCCAGGCAGCUGGCGCAGGAAAUGAGCGUCUCCUUCUACACCAGCCGCACCGACGACGUCCUGCUGCACCAGGACGUGGACCUGGUUUGCAUCAGCAUCCCCCCGCCGCUCACCCGGCAGAUUGCUGUCAAGGCUUUAGGAAUAGGGAAGAACGUGAUCUGUGAGAAAGCUGCUACCUCUGUGGACGCCUUCAGGAUGGUCACAGCCGCCAGGUAUUACCCCAAGCUGAUGAGCAUCGUCGGCAACGUCCUCCGUUUCUUGCCUGCCUUUGUGAAGAUGAAGCAGCUGAUAGAAGAGCGCUACGUGGGCAACGUGCUGAUCUGCGACGUGCGGGUUUACGGGGGCAGCCUGCUCAGCCACAAGUACAGCUGGAUCUGCGACGAGCUGAUGGGGGGGGGCGGCCUGCACACCAUGGGCACGUACAUCAUCGACCUGCUGAGCCACCUCGUCGGCAGGAGGGCGCAGAAGGUCCACGGCCUGCUCAAGACUUUUGUGAAGCAGAACACGGCCAUCAGCGGGAUCCGCCACGUCACCGGCGAUGACUUCUGCUUCUUCCAGAUGCUGAUGAGCGAGGGCGUCUGUUGCACUGUGACUCUCAACUUCAACAUGCCCGGAUCGUUCGUUCACGAGGUGAUGGUGGUGGGGUCCAGCGGGCGCCUCGUAGCGCGCGGCACGGACUUGUAUGGGCAGAAGAACACAGCGCUGCAAGAAGAACUGCUGUUCACUGACUCUCUGACUGUCAACAAAGGCCUUUUGGACAAGGGCUUGAAAGACAUCCCGCUGCUCUACCUGAAGGGAACGGUGUACAUGGUGCAAGCGCUGCGGCAGUCUUUCCAAGAGCAGGAAGAUCGCCGGACGUGGGAUCACCAGCCCGUCUCUAUGGCAGCAUCUUUUGAAGAUGGCUUGUACAUGCAGAGCGUGGUGGAGGCCAUUAAGAAAUCCAGCAGGUCGGGGGAGUGGGAGGCUGUGGAGGUCAUGACGGAGGAACCAGACGCCAACCAGAACCUGUGUGAGGCGCUGCAAAGGAACAACGUGUGAGCGUUGCUGCUUUGGGAAGAUAGGACGGUGAAUGCUUCCAGCUGCAGCUGUACAAAUCCUCUCUGGUUUUUAAGAUUUCUAUUUAAUAAUUUGAGUUUCUUGUUGUUUUUUUAAGCGUGUAAAAUAACGUCCUGUUCUGAUGGAAACAGUUCUGGUUUAAGACGUUCCGUUAUCGCAAGUGUUUAAUUCUUGUCUUGGAGACUUGGGAAAACUUGAAUUGCCCUUUGCACUCGCAGCAGUGAAGUGAAGCGUGGGAUCUGUGCCACUGCAUGGCUGGAGAGGGGACACGGCCCCUCUUGUUUUGUCAGUCCUAAAGUGAGGGUGAGAAGAGCAGGGUCUGGGAGCAUCUGUUGCUCAGACGCCUUCGCUUUCUCUCCUGCAAUCAGAUUUAGUUUUACUCCUCAGUAACACUUUAUUAAAGAGUUUAGGGAUGUAACACAUCUCUGAACUGCCAUAGGACAAAGACCAGAAGGAACACAGUAAAGUUUGUAGAUUAAGAAUUGGCCGUUGGCUUUCUGCAGACCGCAAAUGUCUUUCAAAUUAAUUGAAACCAGAGUGUUGUUUAAAGGAUGCUGUGAGAUCCCAGCCGAUGGUGCUGGGGAAGGCAGUGAUGCUUUGUGCUUUCCUCCCAUAUCUGCAGACAUUAUUCCUUCGACUCGUGACACCGACUGCAUCCAGCAGCCUUUCUGCAUGAGCUCCACGUCCACCGGUUGUGUUUACAGCCUGGCAGCAGCAGAGCUGUGACUGCAGGGCCACCUCCUCACUUCUGUGGCUUCCUGAACUCCUCCCAGGCUCGCAGAUGAGGCUCAGGAUGUCGUUGCCAAUGAAGCUGUAAAACCUUAACCUUCCACGUAUCUGAUGGUGGAGGUCAGGAGGUCUUGCCUACCUCUUGCAGCUCUCCUAUGUGCUGGCUGGGAAGCUGUCACACUACACAUGCUGAUAGCUGAGGAGUCUGCCCUGAACCUCAGACGCUGGAUAUCAGCCCUCUGGUGCUGCCUGCCCUCCUGCAGCUCGUGGCUGUUGGCAGCUGGUGGGUGGCAGUGUGUUCAUUUGGAGAAGAGCUUCUCUCUGAGGCAGGUAUGUGAUAGGGACAGUACAAUUGUACGACAUGUACUUUGUGUACUUGAAAGCUUUUUUUAAUGUAUUUCCCACUCAGAUGGUAACCCUGUGUAUUUAUGUAUGUUAACACGCAAACCACUGUUUCAUAAGCUGGUCCUUCCUGACAAGUGUCUGACUUGUUUUCUACA
Molecule: messenger RNA, 2608 nt
Organism: Lagopus muta (rock ptarmigan)
Lineage: Eukaryota; Metazoa; Chordata; Aves; Galliformes; Phasianidae
Gene: GFOD2
Product: glucose-fructose oxidoreductase domain containing 2
Exons: 3
Coding region: 207-1361 (384 amino acids)
Biological process (GO): extracellular matrix organization
Cellular component (GO): extracellular matrix
Molecular function (GO): nucleotide binding
Source: RefSeq, a predicted model, not a curated record